AUCAUUGGAAGUUGGCUCCUCUCAGCUAGAAAACUAACGUCACUAGAAAACUAACACGAGUGAAACGUCAAGGUGUAAAUAUUUUCGUUUGACUGCUCCGAUUACGAAUUUUCAGUAAUUCACGAUGCCUGCUACAAAAACUGAAGAGGAUCCAUAUGCACACUGUGCAAAGGGAACCCUGAAAUUGAAGAGUGAUCAAACAGUGAGCAAAAAGAAAAAGGACAAAGAUGGUAAAAAGAAGAAAUUGGUAGAAGUCUCAAAGAUCGUCGAGGAGGAGAAAGUUGAAAAAAAAGAACUGACAAGGACGAAGGCAGAGUUAGCUUUUCAGAAGAUGCAAGAAAAAAUGCAAACUGAAAGAAUCAAGCAGAAAGCGUCCAAGACUCAUAAACAACGAGUGGAGGAAUUUAAUCGACAUCUGGAUAGUUUAACUGAGCACUUUGACAUACCUAAAGUGAGCUGGACCAAAUAAGUUUCGACAUAUCACUCGAUUAUUUAUAUGUGUAUAUAUUAUGAACAAUUAGUUUUAAAGUUAAAGAUAUAAACAUAUUACAUUUUGUAGAAUUAUGGCAUUAUUUUAAUUAAAUAUACAUGUU
This is a messenger RNA of Camponotus floridanus (Florida carpenter ant), 593 nucleotides long. Its product is annotated as protein FAM32A-like. The transcript has 3 exons. Bases 125 to 469 code for a protein of 114 amino acids. Gene Ontology annotation, cellular component: nucleolus. NCBI's taxonomy places the organism in Eukaryota, Metazoa, Arthropoda, Insecta, Hymenoptera, Formicidae. The record is from RefSeq and is a predicted model, not a curated record.